AAUCUACACAAAGAAAUAAUAUCAUGGAAAAAUGUUUACCCCUGGGGGUACUCCAGGAGGAGCACGUGGCGGGGAGGCAGUCGAUUCCGAAGAGAUCAGGAUCCCUGACAAGAUGGUUGGCAUGAUUAUUGGAAGAGGUGGUGAACAGAUAACACGACUUCAAAGAGAGAGUGGUGCGAAGAUACAAAUGGCCCAAGAUAGUGGAGGAAUGCCUGAGAGACUCUGCACAAUAUCAGGUCCAAGAGAAGCCAUUAACCGUGCCAAGGAGAUGGUUUUUGAAAUUGUCCAGCGUGGAGACAAUCCUGCUGAUCGCCGCAACCGAGGCAUGGGUGGUGGUGGUCCCAUGGGCCCUCCAGGAAUGGAGAUGGGAGGAAAUGCUUCAACAGUGGAGAUAAGCAUUCCUGGGCCCAAAGUCGGACUUAUUAUUGGGAAAGGAGGAGAAACCAUAAAGCAGUUACAAGAGAAGUCUGGAGCCAAAAUGGUUAUCAUCCAAGAUGGACCACAACAGGAAAAUGAGAAGCCUUUGCGCAUCACUGGAGACCCACACAAGGUUGAAAUGGCAAAGCAGCUUGUGUAUGACUUAAUAGCUGAGAAGGAAACCCAAGCAGCACAGUUUGGUAACCGUGGGCGUGGACGAGGUGGAGGUUUUGGUGACCGCAGAGGAGACAGAGAUCGUAGUGACCGUGGAGACAGGGACCGUAGAGAUAGGGAUAGGGAGCGUGAUGAGUACGGAGGGGGUGACGAGAGGAACUCUCACGAGUUCGAUCCCCAACAGGAGCGCUUUGCUGGUCGUGGUGGACGAGGUGGUUUCAAUAAUGACUGGGGUCGUGGUGGCCCAGGGGGACCCCCAGGUGGUCCCAUGGGCCGUGGUGGUUUUGGCCCCGGAGGUCCAGGUGGUCCAGGGGGGCCUGGAGGAAUGGGAGGACCUGCUGGUCCAAUGGGCCGUGGGGGACCUAUGGGAGGACCCAUGGGAGGAGGCGGACGUGGGGGUCCUGGAGAGAAAGUGGAGGCCUUUAAUGUGCCUGCAAACAAAUGUGGCCUCGUGAUUGGGAAAGGAGGUGAAACUAUUCGUGGCAUCAAUCAGCAAACUGGUGCUCACUGUGAACUUGACCGUCGCCCUCCAAGUAAUCCAAGCGAGAAGACUUUCAUCAUUCGUGGCAGUCCUGAGCAGAUUGACAAUGCAAAAAAACUGAUUGCAGAAAAGGCAGGCAUGGCUGGUGGAGGGCCUGGUCAGAAUGGCAACAGUAAUCUUGCACCACAGGGCUGGGGCAAUGCCUACCAACAGUGGAACCAAGGCCAUCCAAAUGACCCAACCAAACAAGCAGCAGAUGCAAAUGCAGCUGCAUGGGCAGCCUACUAUUCACAGUACUAUGGUGGGCAACAGAAUCAGAGCAACCAAAGCAGUGCUCCUACCAAUAACCAACCACAGCCUAAUGCCAGUCAACCUACCUCAGGUCCAGCAGCUGGGGGUCAGCCAGACUAUUCGGCACAGUGGGCUGAUUACUACAGAAGUAUGGGAAUGCAUAGAGAGGCUGAAGCCAUUGAACAGCAGGCCAAAGGAAUGAAAGUUGGAGGCCCUGCCUCAAAUGCAACACCUCAGCAGGGUGGAGGUGCACAGCCAGCAGCCCCAGGAGCAGCAGCAGCAGGUGGCACAGGAGCACAAGAUUAUUCCCAACAGUGGAUAGAGUACUACCGGACACAGGGCAUGCACGCAGAAGCUGAUAAGAUUGAGGCACAGAUCAAAGCUUCUAAGGGAGGAUUGGGUGGGGCAGCGGCAGUCCCCUGUGCCCCACCUCAGCUUGGAGGAGCUCCUGCAGCACCAGCAGCAGCAGCAGCAGUACCUGUCAACGGUCAAGUUCCUGCUCAGCAGACAGGUGCCGGCAUGACAGACUACUCCCAACAGUGGAUAGAGUACUACCGCUCACAGGGUAUGCACGCUGAGGCGGAUAAAAUUGAGCAGCAAUUGAAGGCUGCUAAGGGUGGUGCUGGUGGUCCGCCAGGCAGUGGCCCUGGAGCGCCGAUGUAUAAUCCUACAUUUAACCAAGGAUAUUAGAUUGCUAGAUUUGCACGGGGUUGCAGCUCCACCUCUUCUAGGUUGAAGAACCAUUUGUUGUUGCCUUGAAGACUUCAGUUGUGGGUUGUUGGACUCAAAAUGUAUCAUGUUGCGAUAUCUUAUUCGUGAUGUCAUGAUGUUCCCCGAUGAUAUGAGAUGCUAUUCAUAAGGAUGGUAUGAAGCUGCUGCAUACUUCAAGAUGUACAAUGAUUUUCGUGUCACUUAUAUCUCCAAAUAUUAUCGUGACUUGUGUAUUGAGGGUUCUUGCUAACUCAGCCAUUUAUUAUUUUUGAUCAAAUCUUGUAAAUAUGCCACGUGGUUAAUCUUUCAUUAAUUAUGCCUAAUGUGAAAAAUAUACCUUGUACAAGAUAACUGUAGGUUUUAUUGCUGUGCUAGGGAAAAAUCUCAAAUGUUUUGAUGGCGGUAGCUAGGGUGGGCUUCGCUGACCUCUCAGAAUGUGCAUUCUUACUCUUUGAAGGCUGUGUGUGCCUACUAUUCAUAUUAUUUUCUCUGCAAUUAUGCUACUAGAAAUGAUCCCUUAUUCUUACCUUUUUAUUUGAUGAUGCCAUUGAAAUUUUUCAUGUCAUUUCCUAACCUCCUUUUACAGGUUAAUAUUGCCAUGAUAUGUUAUUGCUUUUUUAUAUAUAUAUAUAUAUGAGGAAUCAUUAUCUUGACAUGGUAAUGCUAUUUCGGGAUAUAUGUGAAUGUUUUUCUGUUUUGUUAUGGCCAAUAUCAUUACAGGCUAUUCAGGGAAAUGAGUUAAGGAGGAAGAAGAAACACAAUCACCACGCGACAAACAGGUAAAUGUAGUCAAUGAUAUUCUAGAUUGGUAUUAUUAUCAUUAUUAAUAUUAUUGUUGUUGUUGUUAUUAUUAUUAUUAUUAUUAUUAUUAUUAUUAUUAUUAUUAUUAUUAACAUUAUUAU
Molecule: messenger RNA, 2976 nt
Organism: Penaeus indicus
Lineage: Eukaryota; Metazoa; Arthropoda; Malacostraca; Decapoda; Penaeidae
Gene: Psi
Product: far upstream element-binding protein 1-like
Exons: 15
Coding region: 32-2053 (673 amino acids)
Biological process (GO): regulation of DNA-templated transcription
Cellular component (GO): nucleus; cytoplasm
Molecular function (GO): mRNA binding
Source: RefSeq, a predicted model, not a curated record